Molecule: messenger RNA, 2946 nt
Organism: Populus trichocarpa (black cottonwood)
Lineage: Eukaryota; Viridiplantae; Streptophyta; Magnoliopsida; Malpighiales; Salicaceae
Product: auxin efflux carrier component 3
Exons: 6
Coding region: 363-2282 (639 amino acids)
Biological process (GO): auxin polar transport; auxin export across the plasma membrane
Cellular component (GO): plasma membrane; endoplasmic reticulum
Molecular function (GO): auxin efflux transmembrane transporter activity
Source: RefSeq, a predicted model, not a curated record
CUAUAAAUAUUUCUCUGUUAAAAGGUUACUCCUUGCUAUCCUUGUAAAAUACUAAGACUGUCCGUCCUCCCUUCUAUUUUCCUUUAUAAAUUCUCACUUUUCUCUCUCUUUCUGUCUCUGCAGUCUCGUCACCAGGCAGAAUUAGGAGCUACUAGCUGCAGCAGCCUGCUGCAGAAAGACAUUUAUCCUCUCCAGUUUGCUAUUUAACGGUUUUUGUCCUCCUCUUCUCCAUUUUGCCGUUUCCCUCUUCUUAAUUUACCAAUCAAUGCCACUCACUUUCCACUACUAGCCCUUUUCAGCAAAAUCACCACUCCCCUGUCUUGAUUGCUAUAUUUCAGUCGAAAAUAUAUAUCUAAGAAAUCAUGAUUAGCUGGAAUGAUCUCUACAACGUUUUGUCCGCUGUGAUUCCUCUAUAUGUUGCCAUGAUCUUGGCUUAUGGGUCUGUUCGGUGGUGGAAAAUUUUCAGCCCGGACCAGUGUUCCGGUAUCAACCGUUUCGUGGCGAUAUUCGCAGUGCCACUACUGUCAUUCCAUUUUAUCUCCACCAAUGAUCCCUAUGCUAUGAACUUCAGGUUCAUUGCGGCCGACACGCUUCAAAAAAUAAUAAUGCUGAUCGCUCUGGGAAUUUGGACUAAUUUCACAAAAAAUGGAAGCUUGGAAUGGAUGAUUACCAUCUUUUCUGUCUCGACUCUUCCGAACACUCUUGUCAUGGGCAUUCCUCUUUUAACCGCCAUGUACGGCAAGUACUCGGGAAGCCUAAUGGUUCAAAUUGUGGUGUUGCAGUGUAUCAUUUGGUACACUCUCCUCUUGUUUCUUUUCGAGUAUAGAGGUGCCAAGAUGUUGAUCAUGGAGCAAUUUCCUGAAACUGCAGCCUCCAUUAUUUCGUUUAAGGUUGAUUCUGACGUGGUCUCUUUAGAUGGCCGGGAUUUUCUGGAAACUGAUGCUGAAAUCGGUGAUGAUGGCAAGUUACAUGUGACUGUCAGGAAAUCUAAUGCCUCCAGGCGGUCUCUUGGGCCGGGUUCUUUCUCUGGAAUGACUCCUCGGCCAUCAAAUCUUACUGGAGCUGAGAUUUAUAGCCUGAGUUCUUCAAGGAAUCCUACUCCGAGAGGGUCUAAUUUCAACCCUUCAGAUUUCUACUCCAUGAUGGGAGUUCAGGGAUUCCCUGGAAGGCAUUCAAAUCUCGGCCCGGCUGAUUUGUACUCGGUACAAUCUUCAAGAGGGCCAACUCCAAGGCCGUCUAAUUUCGAAGAAAAUUGUGCUCCAACGGCUACUUUAUCCUCUCCUAGAUUCGGGUUUUAUCCAGCACAGACAGUACCCACGUCUUAUCCGGCACCAAAUCCUGAAUUUGCCUCUACUGUCACUACUAAAACAGCAAAAAAUCAGCAGCAGCAAAAUAGCAAGGCAAACCAUGAUGCCAAGGAGCUGCACAUGUUCGUGUGGAGCUCGAGUGCAUCACCAGUUUCUGAAGGAGGUGGGCUCCACGUAUUCGGUGGGGCUGAUUUUGGUGCAUCAGAGCAAUCUGGACGGUCUGAUCAGGGCGCCAAGGAGAUCAGGAUGUUGGUUGCUGACCAUCCGCAAAAUGGGGAAACCAAAACUAUUCCACAACAAGAUGGAGAUUUUGCUGGCGAGGACUUCAGUUUUGCGGGCAGAGGAGAAGGAGAUGACGACCAAAGGGAAAAAGAGGGGCCCACUGGACUUAACAAACUAGGGUCCAGCUCAACAGCCGAGUUGCAACCAAAAGCAGCCGAAGCUCCAGAUUCCGGUGGCAGUAGGAAGAUGCCUCCGGCAAGCGUUAUGACCCGUUUGAUAUUGAUCAUGGUUUGGCGCAAACUUAUUCGAAACCCCAACACAUACUCCAGUCUCAUUGGUCUCACUUGGUCUCUAGUCGCUUUCCGGUGGCAUGUGGAAAUGCCUAAAAUAAUAAAACAGUCAAUCUCCAUACUGUCUGAUGCUGGACUAGGAAUGGCUAUGUUCAGCUUAGGUCUUUUUAUGGCUUUACAACCGAAGCUAAUUGCUUGUGGGAAUUCGGUUGCCACAUUCGCCAUGGCUGUUCGAUUCUUGACUGGCCCUGCGGUGAUGGCCGCUGCUUCAAUUGCUGUCGGCCUGCGUGGUACCCUCCUUCACGUUGCUAUUGUUCAGGCUGCACUGCCACAAGGAAUUGUUCCAUUUGUGUUUGCCAAGGAGUACAAUGUCCAUCCAGCCAUUCUUAGCACCGCGGUUAUCUUUGGAAUGCUGAUAGCAUUACCAAUUACUCUUGUUUACUACAUUUUCCUUGGAUUAUGAUCGAUUCUGCUUAGCAGUAGCCAGAAGGGGAGCAAAAUGAAGAGAAUUUUGAUUACUUGCUGAUCGUGUGUCACAUUUGGCAGUAGCAUUGAUUACUGCGCCAAAAUAUAUGUUCUUAUAACAAGAGGAUCGUUACCAGGCAGAGAAGAUUGUAGUGUGAAGAAUUUGCCAAAGUUUCCAAGAUUCUUGGAGCUGAAAAUAUUUUUAACUUAGUGGAAGCCCUGAUUUAAGGAUCAUGCAAUCAUUAGGAGCCAAAGUUCGUUCAUUUCCCUAAGGUUUGGUCAGAUGAACAAAGAAAAGGGGGGGCCGGAGACAUCAAAGAGGAAAAUAAGGGAUACAGAUAUGGCAACCACUGAUAUUUUAAUUCUCUUCAUUUCCGCUAUGGAUCGAGGUCUGUAAGUACAAAAAGACAAUGAACAGUGAAUUAACCUGUGAAGAUAUGAGGAAGAGGAGAAAAGGGUUUUCCUUUACUAUUUUUUUACUAUUUAGUGUUCCUUUUUUUCUUCUUUGUGUUUGCUUUGAUUGUCCGUAUAUAUCCAGCAAUUAUUUGCGUUUGUCGCCUUUCAUUUGGGUUUGUAAUUUAUCUAGGAUUAUCAACUAUGAUCAAAAGGAAGCAUUGAUCAUUCACCUUGUUAAUAUACUAAGUUGAUGAUGUAUUCUCUCA